AUGGCAUCACCUUCUACUAGCCCGAGCCCCGCUUGUGUGCUGCAUGUCUGGGGAGCAGCACCUUCUCCAGACUUCGCGCGCAAACCUUGCCAUGAGCACGAGCUGGGCCAACCCUCGGUCUGCGGGCUCCAGUCUACCGAGGACGAAGUGCCUGCUGGGCUAACGUUUCGAUCUGAUCUGCGUGCCAACACCAGAUUUUUUCCCACCUGCCACAAUCACCGCCAGGGAUAUUUCGUAUCCAGCGGACGGCUGGGCUGGGCUGGCCGAAGAGGCCGUACCUGGUUCGCCGCUUUGCCCCUUUCCUUUUGUGCGCGGUGCACGAGGCAAGGACAGCAACGACGACGUCGCUCUCCCGCGCAGGGGGAGGGCAGGGACGACGGCGGCCCUGAGGCCAGAGGCCAUGAGCGCGUGCCGAACGUGGACCGUCAAGUCCCCGUCACGCCAAUCAGUAAAAAAGCGCGAGCCUGCCCCUCCCCGCGCUACCAAGAUCCGCCAGCGCAAUCUGCUGCUGGUGCUGUUGCUGGCUGCGCACCAGAAUCUGCAGGGGGCCCCAUCUCCGUCGCAGGGGCCCCCCCGCAGACGUUCAUAUCGAUCACGGACGGCGCGGAACUUGCCGCGGCUUCUCUCGUCCCUUCCGACUCGCACAGCUACGUCGGCGUGCCAGACGCCCAGUCCGCGUGUUUCAGCGAAGCGGGCUACGGGUACGCGGCCCAGGCGCCGUUCCCGGUCCCGCCUGAGCUGCAGAUGCCCUAUGCGGCAGCAGCGUGGUAUGUCGACGACCGUGCUGGUUACUACGUCCUCGACAACGGAGCAUCUGCGUACGCCGCCUGCUACGCCGAGCAGCCCGGCGGCCUGCUCUACGCCCACGGCGCGGCCAUGUGA
Messenger RNA from Phanerochaete carnosa HHB-10118-sp, 882 nucleotides. RefSeq lists its product as uncharacterized. The record is from RefSeq and is a predicted model, not a curated record. NCBI's taxonomy places the organism in Eukaryota, Fungi, Basidiomycota, Agaricomycetes, Polyporales, Phanerochaetaceae. The coding region runs from base 1 to 882 and encodes 293 amino acids. The transcript is spliced from 3 exons.